This is a messenger RNA of Hemicordylus capensis (graceful crag lizard), 6228 nucleotides long. RefSeq names its product GLI family zinc finger 1 (gene GLI1). Gene Ontology annotation, molecular function: DNA-binding transcription factor activity, RNA polymerase II-specific; RNA polymerase II cis-regulatory region sequence-specific DNA binding. Gene Ontology annotation, biological process: smoothened signaling pathway; regulation of transcription by RNA polymerase II. The transcript has 12 exons. Bases 355 to 4068 code for a protein of 1237 amino acids. NCBI's taxonomy places the organism in Eukaryota, Metazoa, Chordata, Lepidosauria, Squamata, Cordylidae. The record is from RefSeq and is a predicted model, not a curated record. Gene Ontology annotation, cellular component: nucleus.
GGAAGCGGAGACUGGGGCAGAAGGGGGGGGGGAGAAGUAACCGCCGGCCCCAAAGAGCACACAGAUGCUCUGUGCGGGGUCGGCUAGUCCUCCAUAAUUUGCAACUUUGAUGAGACAAAUGAGGUGGAGGGAGAGCUCAAGACUCAAAUGAGGCUCCUCUCAGAGAAGCUGUAGUGAUUGCUCUCUCCUUAACAGGUACAGAAGACUCAUGGGUUCACUAAAGGAUAGCAUGAGGAAAUAAUGGAAUUCCAGGAGAAGAUCUGGAUCCUUUAGCAGAAACAGUGCUUUCUCCUAGCCCACCUUACCCUCCAAAAAGCAGAUGUGCCCUUGACUGCAACCAGCCUCUGACCGACCAUGUUCAACCCAAUGAACCCACCAGUCAGCAGCUAUGUGGAUCACUGUUACCUUCGGCCUCUCCAUGGACAGGGCCAACCCAACCCCAUGGUGGAAGGAAUCAGUGACUUGCCAUAUUAUCACCAGGCCAACGUGAUGGGCAAUCACCAUACCUAUGGGAUGGCAGCUGGAGCAGAACAACCUUCUCACAUUGAUGGCGCACGCUUUUCUACACCCCGAAACACAGCCAAGCUGACAAAGAAGCGGGCACUGUCCAUCUCCCCACUCUCAGAUGCCAGCAUUGACCUCCAGACUGUUAUCCGCACUUCUCCCAAUUCCUUAGUGGCCUACAUAAAUUCUCGCUGUGCCUCUGCCAAUGGCUCCUAUGGGCACCUCUCCAUUGGUACAGUCAGCCCUUCCCUUGGGUUCCAGAGCUCCAUGGACCACCAGAAAUCUCAGGGAAUGUCAUUUGGCCACAACCCAGCUAUGGUUCCCUGUGGGUCCCACGAGCACAUGCCCAGUCGGCCAGGCAUGAUGCACCAUAUGCCACCACCCCGUGGGAUGCUGAAGCACUGCCAGCUGAAGUCAGAGCCCAGCCUGGGCAGCCCUCUGGAUGCCCUGAGCACCAAGUGCCUGGAGGAGUGCUCGGAGGGUGACAUUUCCAGCCCAGCCUCUACGGGGACGCAGGAUCCCUUGCUAGGCAUGCUAGAUCCCCGGGAUGAACUGGAGAAAGAAGAUGGGAAGGUGGAGGCUGAGGCUGUGUAUGAGACCAAUUGCCACUGGGAAGGGUGCUCCAAAGAGUUUGACACCCAGGAGCAGCUGGUGCACCACAUUAACAAUGAACACAUCCAUGGGGAAAAGAAGGAGUUUGUUUGCCACUGGCACGACUGCUCACGGGAGCAACGGCCCUUCAAGGCGCAGUACAUGCUGGUUGUCCACAUGAGACGCCACACAGGAGAGAAGCCCCACAAGUGCACCUUUGAAGGCUGCAAUAAGGCCUACUCACGACUGGAGAACCUCAAGACCCACUUGCGCUCCCACACGGGUGAGAAGCCCUAUGUUUGUGAGCACGAGGGCUGCAAUAAGGCCUUCUCCAAUGCCUCAGACCGGGCCAAGCACCAAAACCGGACACAUUCCAAUGAGAAACCCUACGUCUGCAAGAUCCCUGGCUGCACCAAGCGCUACACAGACCCCAGUUCAUUGCGCAAGCACGUCAAGACCGUGCACGGACCAGAUGCCCAUGUCACCAAGAAACACCGUGGGGACACCGUGCCCAGCAACCGGACACUGGCUCUCCACAGUGACAUGAAGCAAGAGAGAGAUAGUGAGGGCAGGAAAGAAGAGGCCAAGCUCAUGGUGCCCGAGUCUAACUUGAAACCUCAGCCCAGCCCCGGGGGCCAGUCGUCCUGCAGCAGUGAGCGCUCUCCCUUGGGCAGCGCAAACAACAACGACAGCGGCGUGGAGAUGAACGCAAAUGCAGGGGGCAGCUUGGAGGACUUGUCGGCCCUGGAGGAGCCUUCGGAGCCCAUGGGCACCUCUGGACUGUCAGCCCUGCGCAAACUGGAGAACCUGCGCAUCGACAAGCUCAAGCAACUGCGCAAGCCCCUCUCAGGGAAGGGCCUCAAACUGCCUUCUAUCCCUGGAGCAGGUUCUGCAAGAGAGAUGCCUGGCCUGUGUGGGCCACCCUCCACUCUCUCUCACCGGCGCAUCAUGGAGCUGUCAUCCAGUGACCUGCCAUCCCUACCCCUGCCAGGGGAACGGCGCGCUAGUACCACCAGCACGGUCAGUUCGGCCUACACUGUGAGCCGUCGCUCCUCCAUGGUGUCACCGUAUCUGCCAGCAGGGGGAGCUCCUAAUGGACUAGGCCCACCUGACAUGUAUGAUCCCAUCUCCCCUGAUGCCUCCAGGCGUUCCAGUGAGGCCAGCCACUAUGGAGGUCUUCCAGGACUGGGCAACCUGACACCAGCUCAGCAAUACCUUCUCAAGGCCAAGUACGCUGCUGCAACAGGCGGUCCGCCGCCAACCCCUCUACCCAAUAUGGAGAGGGCUGGUCAGCCCAGCUUUAUGGGGGAUUGCGCCGGCUCAGGCCUGCCUCCUUUCAUGCGCAGGCACAGUGCCAAUGAGUACCACAGCUACAGCACUGGCAUCCUCCACCCCCACCUAGCGCUGAGCCACAGUGCCCGCCGAGCCAGUGAUCCCUCCCAGACAGCGGGUGAGGCUCACCCCACUCCGAGAGUGCAGCGGUUCAAAAGUCUCAGCAACAUGAGCCCAGCAGGCAUGGGCAGAGCCAGUGGGCAGCUGGCUGGGGGUUCGGAUGCAAACCUGCAGCGCCACCUCUUCUCGCCGCGGCCGCCCAGCAUCAGCGAGAACGUCUUUUUGGAGACUGCAGCCAUGGAGAGUACUGUCCCAGCUGGAGAACAGGAACUUCUGGAGAUGGAGCCUUACCCUGGCUACCAGGAGCAGAACUACCCCUGCCAAACCGUGAACAUGGAGCUACAGAGCAAUGCGGCCCAUAGGGACACCCCCAGGGCAAUGGGCGACUUGCAGAUGAGUCCAGCAAGCCACGGGCAGCUAGAAGGUGGCUUUGAGCAGCCAGAGUACAUCCAGCCCCCAUGCCCAAUGAACCCAGCUUUCCACACAGCAAGGCAGUGGGAUGGUGACAGCGCAGGGGUGGAUCCCACACCACCCACUGGUAUGGGCCCAUGCCAUGCUGCCCAGUACCCGGUCCCCGAGGCCAAGCACAUGGGCGUGGAGCCUGGCAGUGAAGGCCAACAGGGGCCGUUCCCGUUUGGGCACCCACAGAUUAAAGCCGAGCAGCAGUUCCAGGUAGCUGCUCCAGCCCUGGCCUCCUGCCAGGGCAUGAAGCAGCUGCCUUACGGCCAGGCCCAACCUGUCUGUGGGGGCAGUGGCUACCCGCCGGAGGGCCAGCAGGGCCCCUGCUUUGGCAUGGGGCAGCCCCCUGGCAGGAGGUCCCAGACCCCAAUGCUGCAGGUCAAGGAGAUGAUGGUGCGGAGUUACGUGCAGUCACAGCAAGCACUGAUGUGGGGGGAGCAGCCGGGCAGCGACGUCCUGAUGGGCGUGGAGGGCCUGGAGAGUGGGCAGUGUCAGCAGCAGCACCAGCCUUAUCCUGGUCCCAAGUACCCCAACUAUCCUGCUAGGCCACCACAAGCCAUGGAGAACAAAGCACUUUCAAAUCCCAGCAGCCAGAGUUACAGCCCAGGGAUGCUCCCCCAUCCCCCUGGGGGACCCAAGCCGCUCAUUCGACAAAGCAGCCUGAGCUAUCAAGCUAGCCCCUUCUAUGAACCCUCCAACGACGGCAGCUCCCGCCGGAUGAUGCGCUUACCCCCGCUCCAUGGGCCUGAGGAAGCAUGCUUUCCUAGCCAGAUGCACAUGCAGCUUGGCAAAGCUGCUGGGCACAAGCUGAUGGGUGCCCACCAAAGGCAUCAUCAGCCACCCAGUUGUGUGGCUGAGGACCCAGGCAGGCCCUACACCCCUGGGCUGGAUGUCCUCAAAUCAGACUCUUUCUCCUACCUGCCAGAGGAGCAGGUGUCCAACAGCUUGGACACCUUGGACUUAGAGAACACCCACUUGGACUUCACAGCCAUCCUGGAUGAUGCAGAGGUCCUCAGCCCCACUUCCCCACCUGGUGGCCCAGCCAACAUGGCUGUGGGGGAUAUGAGCUCCAUGCUGAAUUCACUGGCAGGAGAGAACCAGUUCCUUAACACCCUCUCAUAGUAGGGCUAGCCCUCUUAGCGGUGAUGAUGAUAAUUGCUUCUAACCAGAACCCGACUGGGACAAGAAGAGACAAGGGUACUUCCUGCUGGGCUGGACUCAAGAACUUAAGGUGGGCGAGGGGCCUCUGCAGAGAGGCAGCCCUGCUAGAAACUUCCAGGGCUGCUCUUGGUACCAGACUGCAUCUGCCUUGCAUCCUCAAGCUGGGUUUGUUGAAGAUUGCUGAUGGUACGGGAUGAAGGAUGGGCAUCCCUGGGAAGGGAAGUGGAUUCAUUUCGCUUUCCCAGCUGGUACAGGAAACUCAGGAGCUCCUCACUUCUUCAGUUAUCUCUCUCUCCUGCCCACUCCCCACAAUGAAGCUGGUAUUCUUCACCUCAAAGUGCCUCUUCCCCAGAGUCUUCAGUACAUUAGGAAGGCCACCCCAUGGUUUGGGGAUAUCUGGGAGCCUCCUGUGCUCUCUUGCAGAGAGCUUGUUGACAUGGUAACCUACCCUAGGGCCUUUAUAUCAUAGACAUAUUUUUCCCUUGAAGGUACAAACAGGUAUAUAUUAUUCCCUGCAAUAAAACAUUUUUCAGGCAAAAUGCAAACUUAACCUGGAUUUUGCAGAAAUUAUCUGCAGGCUGGAACAGGCAGGAAUCUGGUCUCUGGUUCAUGGAUCCUUCUUGCAAAAUCCAUGGAGGAAGAGAGAGUGCUCCAUUGGAGGAAAUAUAGUAUAUGGCAUUGGCCCUGGCUCUGCUGACCCACAGAGGCUCUGGAGGCCUUUUUUGUGGGGGGAGCAGGAUUUGUUAGUAGCAAGUCCUUGUGUGUACAUAGCAGGUACACUUCAGGCCCAUUCAGGCCUUUGACUACCCAGACAUCCCUUCUCUACAUCAGGUAGGCACAGUUCUAACCAUCUCAAUGGCACUUUAAGGGAAGAUGUGCCUGCCAACUGCACAGCUGUAUUUUUUUUGUUGACACUAGCAAGUUUUUCCUGAAUACCACAUAUAAAGAUACAUAUAUAUGAAUAUAUAGAGCUGUCUAACUUUGAGUUAGUCCAUCUAGCCCAGUGCUAUUCUAACUGGCAACGCUCUUUGUGGUCUCAGGCAGGGGUCUUUCCUCUAGCUGGGGAGGGCAUUGAAUUUAGGGAGCUUGGGCAUGCAGAACAAGUGAUACUACUGAGCUCUUACUCCAGACAGCCAGUCAUUUAUGAAUGGCAGGUGUCAAAAUGGUUCAGGGACUGGCUUGUUCACAUCCAGUCACAUAUCAAGCCCUUGUGCUUGAGCAUAAGCGUAUUAGUAGCAGGAGAAGGGUUGGGAAGGGUAAAAUGAGCACGAAGGAGGGCUUUGGAGAACUCAGGCUAGAUAUAGAUAUAUAUACGAGUUUUUUCAGAGGCUCAGAGGUGGCAUGGGGGAAGCCUCAUGGUCUGUGGUGUGUACGCCCACCCCCACCCCCAACCUGUCCUGCUCCCCAUCUUCUCUGCUAAACAGAUUUCAAAAACCUCAAAAUGACAGUGGGACAAAAUAAAAUGUAACUUUACGCCAAGGGUCGUGAUGCUUCUGUCGUGCCCCUUCCAGCUUUUGUAAAUGUAUUGUCUGCAAGAGCAGCCCUGCUGGAUUAGCCCACAGGUCCAUCUAGCCCAGCAUCCUACUUCCCACAGUGACCAGCUAGAUGACUCCAUGAAGAUCAUAAGCAGGGCCUGACAGCGCUCUCCUUCUUGUUUUCCCCAGCAACUAGUAUUCAGAAGCAAACUACCUCUGAACCUGGCUAGACCGCUCCUCCUCCAUGAAUGUGCCUAAUCAUCUUCUAAAGCCAUCUAAGCUAGCGAGCAGCCACCAUCACACCAACGUGUCUCCAGCCUUACAUUUCUAGGCCAUUCCCUAGUUUGAGCUAGCGACAGCCACUACACUCUCAGGAGCACCCUGUCCCCCUCCCUUGUCUCUUUCAGGUACAACUUCUGCUGCCUUGCACCCAGGCAUCACAGCCAGCGAGAAGAGAAUGAGACUCCUAGCACAAACUCAUGUUAAACCUGAGAAACCAAAGAAGAUCCCUUUCACCCUUUUUACUUUUCAUUGCGUCUCUUUCUUUUUAUAUUUUAACCUAAAAGCCAAACCAAUGCCUGUCCUCACUAAGUGCUUUUCAUCCAUGGGAGGGGGAAAGUAAGUAUUAAAGCAAAGCGGGGGGAAA